CACCUAAUAUCGCUUUGUGGCGUGCGUAGAAUGGUUAAUCUCCCAGCGUUCGCAGGUCUGUACGAACCAAUGAUCAACCUGCAGCUUCACCCUUCCCCGGUUCCAGCUGACCGAGCUGACUAAUUGUGGGAAAUUUCGGGGUCCGCCCGUUCCGAAUCGACAGCGUUUAUCAUUGGAGAGAGGAGCGGGUUUUUUUUUUCACUGAGGAUGAGCCGUGAGGUUGAACGGAACCGUCCCGUUCUGUGAGCGCGAUGCGGGCGGGAGCGGUGCGAUGGUGGAGCGCUCGGCGGCCCCUCCUCACGCGCCUCGCCGCCGCAGCCCUCAUCAGCGGCACCUUCAGCUGCGUCUUCUUCAUCUACCUGACCGGGCGGCAGGAGUCAGGCCUCUUCAAGGCGUUCAGGGGAGGAAGGAGGGGGCUGAAGACGUGGAACGGCUCCGAGACGCAAGGAGGGAAUGUCUUAAGGGAUGGGAGACAGGAAGGUUGGUCGUGGCUCAGUGAGACAGAAAAGGGUAAAGCAUGUGAGAAGAAGAAAGACUUCGUGUUCGUGAAGGUCCACAAGGCGGGAUCAACAACUACAGCCUGUAUCUUCCAGCGCUUCGGCUACGAACAUGGGGCUACGUUUGUCUUACCAAGGAACCACAAGAGCGACAUCGGUUGGCCCAACCUACUCAAGAUGGAGGACCUCAUCCCUUCAGCAGGCGGCGCUUUCAACAUCCUGACAGACCACAUCGUUUACGACCGACGUCUGACCGACCAUCUCAUGACCCCUGAUGCAGUCUACCUCACCAUCUUACGACAUCCCCUCGACCAACUCAAGUCCGUCUUCAACUGGUUCCAUCUGCCACACGAAUACCAACUCGAGCACUCUCACAACCCCAUCGCAACGUUUCUCGAAAACCCGGAAAAGUACCAAGAUCCCUACGUCACGAGUCGACAACACAGGGACCCGUUUUCCCUCACAAAAAACUUCAUGUCGUUCGAUCUUGGGUACCCCAUGGGGCUUACAGACGACCAGACUGCGAUCAAAAACUUCAUCACCCAGUUGGACAAAGAGAUGUUUCUUGUUUUGAUUUUGGAACAUUACAUGGAGUCGUUAGUACUACUGAAGAGGUUGAUGUGCUGGACUAUACAAGAUAUAUUGUACGAUCUAAAACCUAAAAACCAGAGGCAAUAUGCAUACAGGACAAUGGAGCUUCCGGAAAAGUAUAAGAAGAAGCACCAAGAGUGGAGCAACGUGGAUUACGGUUUGUAUAAUCAUUUUAAUCAGUCUUUAUGGAACAAAAUAGGACAACAAGGGGACGACUUUGCAAGGGAGGUGGAACACUUUGACAAGGUUGUUCAGAAGGUUUCCUUGUAUUGUAGGACAGUGAGCGCUCCGGUAGAGGGCAUCGCUCCAAAUUUGACAUUUCCAAAGUCUCAGUGGGAUGAAGGUUUUACAGUUGAUCCUUUCUUCUGCACCAAACUUAAGAUGCUGUGGCAAGACUGGGAGUAUGUCUUGAAGAAAACUCACAAGCUGCCAAGGGACGUUUCACAAUCCGUCAAGAACACAAUUUCAUACCAUCCCGUAUCGACACUCACGCCGAGGGAUCUUUUAAAAAUCUUCGGCAUCACCGCAGGCCCAGAGCUUAAGGUAGCGGGCCAAAGCAAAGUUGGUUCUUACGUGAAGAGUAGGCCCUUGAUCGUGUACAGGAAACCUGUAAAGCGAUAUGUUCCAAAAGGAAUCCAGGACAGCAAUGUGGUGUAUCAGGUCAAGCCGGGGUUUAACCCCAAGUUUCCGCACGUAGCUAGGUGGAACAACCAGUACAUCGUUGUAAACAGAGACAGGCCGAUUAACCAGAGCCAGGGGACUCCUAAGGAAAACAGGGUUUGACCACCUGCAUCAGUGUUCUCACCAGGACUUUUUCACAGCAUAGGGGCAUCUUAGUGCAUCGAAGACAUGUGGUACCCGUGCAGUUAUUGUAAGGUAUCUGGGGGAAUCCUAAAUUUUUAUGGCCAAAUAUAGAGAAAUAUAGCAAACUUUAUUUUACCUUAGUUACAAAACUACAGAAAACUCCCCUUUGUUGGUCGAAACACAGCAUAGGGGCCCAAAUCACAGCAUAGGGGCUAAAAUCACAGCAUAGGUGAUCCAAAUCACCUGAAAAGCCCUGGCGAGAACACUACAUAUAAAUGUUCACACACAUAUUUGAUUCAGCGGAUGUCAGUGCAGCUACAUUAAACUAGAUUUUAGGACUCAGGUUAAAUGUCAAACAAUUAUCAAAUCUGUCCAUGACAUGAUGUAAACCAGACAUUUCACAACUAUAGAGCGUUUCCAUGUGACGUCAUCGGUGUGCCUGCUGCCAUGUUGGUGUUCAUAUUUGAUUUUCAAUCAAUGGAAGCUGAAGCAAUUUCCGACAUUGAUUUUGAAGAUCUUUUGGCCCUCUCAAAUAACAACUGAUCUACAAUUCAACAAAGAAAAUACCUUUAAACUACUAAAACACACAAAAAAGAUGUGUAUGUUUGAGAUAUGAUAAAUCAAAAUAGGGACACCAGCAAUGGUGGUCAGAAUCUGCCUGCUUCUUUGAUAUGGAAGGUACGGGAUCUAUUUGAUAAGCUUCUGUGAAGAGCCAUCAGAUGCUACACUGUACUUAACAAUGAUGACAGAAAGGCAAUAAUUCUGCUGUGCAUAUUGAAGUUAUUGUGUACAUACUGUUAUGUACAAAAAGUAAGGAAAACAAUGUACAAUGUACAUGUGAACAAUCAUAUUAUAACUUUUCUCUUGUAAAGAGUGUAUUUCACUGGCUAAAAUUUAACAUAAAUGUACACUUAUUUGUGCAAGGUUGGCUAAUGCCAAAAAUAAAUAAGUCAAAAAAGAAAUAUUUGUGUGUGUUUUUUUAUAUAUUGGUAUCUUUCCUUACUUGGUGACUGCAUGCUAAAUAUAUGGUGGAAAAGUACAAAAGUACCAGAACACAAUGCAAAAACUAACGAUUUGGUGGACAUACUCUGAAAGCAAAUGCUAGUCUCUCCACAGGUAUUUCAUACAUUGUUACUGACAUAAUGAUUAUAAUGAUAAUAACAAUAAUAAAUCAUAAUAAUGGAUAAAGGACAGAUGCAAAAGCCUUGUGGGUAGACAGUCUGCCUUCAGAAGUCACAGAUUCAAAUCACACCAGAGCCAGAGCAAGGAAUAUUUAACCCUUAAACUGCCAAAACUGGAUAUAUCCGGCACACAUAUACACAAAAUGUACAUGCCCUGUGUGCCAUGCCCGGUUAUAACCGGGAUAGCGUUUUCCCCCCGAAGUAGCAGCUUUGCGUGCGUGUAGCGCACGAACCCCGGAAGUUAGGAACUUCGGCCUUGUUCGGGUGUCUCUUUUCUGGGGUCAGCGGCCAACCCUGGCACUGAUAGCAUUUUAUAGGGCUGAAACUCUGGCAGUUUAAGGGUUGUAAUAUAGUUCAUACUGCCCUCUCUGCAAUCAACACGUAUGAGGAAGAGUACUUGAACAUGCAACUGUGUUUCCCAAGGGCUA
Molecule: messenger RNA, 3501 nt
Organism: Branchiostoma floridae (Florida lancelet)
Lineage: Eukaryota; Metazoa; Chordata; Leptocardii; Amphioxiformes; Branchiostomatidae
Exons: 3
Coding region: 252-1871 (539 amino acids)
Biological process (GO): glycolipid biosynthetic process
Cellular component (GO): membrane
Molecular function (GO): galactosylceramide sulfotransferase activity
Source: RefSeq, a predicted model, not a curated record